Messenger RNA from Neopsephotus bourkii (Bourke's parrot), 1453 nucleotides. It is a transcript of the gene IL6, whose product is annotated as interleukin 6. The transcript has 4 exons. The record is from RefSeq and is a predicted model, not a curated record. NCBI's taxonomy places the organism in Eukaryota, Metazoa, Chordata, Aves, Psittaciformes, Psittacidae. Gene Ontology annotation, molecular function: growth factor activity; cytokine activity; interleukin-6 receptor binding. Gene Ontology annotation, biological process: immune response; T-helper 17 cell lineage commitment; positive regulation of cell population proliferation. The coding region runs from base 106 to 813 and encodes 235 amino acids. Gene Ontology annotation, cellular component: extracellular region.
UCGAAGCCCCCUCAAUAAAUACACGUUCAGGGAUGUCCGGAGCUCAUUCAACCCGCCAGCCCCGCUGACGAGAAAGGGCCGGUGCCAGAGCCUAGGAGCCGCACCAUGAGGUUUCCCCAGGGCUGUGCCUGUGACCAUGAUCGUAACCGCGCCUCCCGCCACCGCCAGCCCUCCCUCCGCGCCGUCCUGCCGCUGCUACUGCUCCUAUUGCUGCCGUGGGCAGCCGCAGCGCCGCUGCCCGCAGCCGACUCCUCUGGCGAGGCCGAGCUGGAGGAGGCAGCGGGGCUGCGGGCGGCGCUGCCCGACUGCGAGCGGCUGGCGCGGCUGCUGCACGCCCGGGCAGCACAGCUGCAGGAAGAGAUGUGCGAGAAGUUUACCGUCUGCGAGAAUAGCAUGGAAAUGCUCAUCCAGAACAAUCUUAACCUCCCCAAGGUGACAGAGGAGGACGGGUGUCUGCUCACUGGCUUCAAUGAGGAUAAAUGCCUAAGGAAAAUCUCCAGUGGGCUUUAUACAUUUCAGACGUAUCUUCAAUUCAUAAAAGAAACUUUUACUAGUGAAAAGCAGAACAUAGAAUCACUGUGCUAUACUACAGAGCACCUGGCACAUACUGUAAAACAGAUGGUGAUCAAUCCUGAUGAAAUUAUCAUCCCGGACUCAGCUAGCCAGGAAUCCCUCCAGGCAAAGCUGAAGUCUGAUAAGACCUGGAUAGAGAAAAUCACCACCCACCUCAUCCUCCGAGACUUUACUUCAUUUAUGGAGAAAACAGUGAGGGCUGUUCGUUAUUUGAAAAACACCAGGAGUUUCAGUGUCUGAAUGUUUUAAUUCAAGCACAAUCCUUUGUUACAAAUCUGUCAUGUGGCAGAUGACAGUGUUGUUCUGUUUUAGGAACUAGAAACAGUAACAAUGGUUUGAAUUUAGAUAGGUUCUCAUUUCCUUCUAGGAACCUAUUUAUUGUAUUUUAAAUAUUUAUUACUUUGUAACGUUUUCUAUUUAUAUUUUCAAUACUUAGUAAUAAUUUAAACAAAGGCUGUAUUUUAUUUCACUGCUAAUGGUACUAUUCAGAAUAUCAACUUAUUUAAUAUGUAUUCAACAAAAAAUAUUUUCAGAAGCCAGAAAAAUUGGUUUAUAACUUAUACUUUUUAAAUAUUUGAGAUGGUAUUUAUGACUUAUUUAUAUUUUUAAUAAAUAAAAACCAAUUUGUGAAAACAAACCAUAUAAUCUGUUUGAACUUUAAAUAAUACUAUGGAACUGUAACAUAUCCAUUUUUUAAUCCUGCAAUUACCAAAAUAACCACUUUCAAUAAUUUUAUCUAUAUAAUUAGUUCAAUUAUCUACAUAGCACAUACACACAUAGACAGCUUAAUCAACAUAUAGUUCUCAAACUGGGAUAUAAAGGAACCAGACACACUGAACAUAGCACUUAAGAAAAAACACAGUAAAGCACCAUUGCUCUC